AUAUUAUAGAUACUGAUGAAGAUAUGAGUCUUGCUAUCGAGACUAGUAAGAAUAUUAGUUUCAAAGAUAAUUGUGUUAUUGUUGAUAAUAGAAAUACAGAUUUUAUCAUUAAUAGUAAUGAAGAUAUUAGCUUCACUUUUAAUGAUAAUGAAGAUAUAAGUUUUACUGCUAAUAAUAAUAAAGAUAUUGCUAAUAAUAAAAGUAUAAAUCCUACAAUUGAUUCUAAAGAAAAAAAAGAUGAUGAAGUAGUUGCAGUAGUUUGCAACAUUUGUAAGCAAAAAUGA
Molecule: messenger RNA, 284 nt
Organism: Cetraspora pellucida
Lineage: Eukaryota; Fungi; Glomeromycota; Glomeromycetes; Diversisporales; Gigasporaceae
Source: the annotation of a GenBank genome assembly